Messenger RNA from Hibiscus syriacus, 712 nucleotides. RefSeq names its product annexin D5-like. Gene Ontology annotation, molecular function: calcium-dependent phospholipid binding; calcium ion binding. Gene Ontology annotation, cellular component: cytoplasm. The record is from RefSeq and is a predicted model, not a curated record. Lineage: Eukaryota; Viridiplantae; Streptophyta; Magnoliopsida; Malvales; Malvaceae. The transcript is spliced from 3 exons. The coding region runs from base 243 to 662 and encodes 139 amino acids.
UCGUUCACCUCCUUCUUAUUCCAUAUCCACCUUCAGCUUCCUUCUGUUUCUUGUUGAUUUCCGAGACGAUGAGAAAUGUAGACGGUGACAGUACCUCCGGUGUCACCUUCCACUCGUGAAGAUGCCAUGCAAAUCUUCCGGGCCUUCAAAGGAAUAGGAUGUGAUGCGGGAGCGAUCGUGGAUAUUCUAGGUCACAGAGAUGCCACACAACGCCCCUCAUCGAACAAGAAUACGAAUCCAAUAUGCCAGGAACUUUGAAAACGAAUCCAUCGUGGAUAUUCAUACAGGUCUUCAGUGAAAGAAGUAGGGCACACCUUUGCGCUGUUAUUGACGUCUACAAAAGCCUGUUCAAGAAAACAUUGGAGAAGACCAUAAGAGAUGAAACUCACAGGAACUUUGAAUAUGCCCUUAAAACAAUUUUAAGAUGUGCCGAAAGUCAACCAAGGUUCUAUGCCAAGGCGUUGCGGAAGGCAAUGAAAGGUCUUGGAACUGAUGACACUGCACUAGGAAGGAUUGUGGUUACCAGAGCUGGGAUUGACAUGCAACACAUAAAGCUCGAGUAUCGUAGGAAGUAUGGCAAGACCUUGAAUGAUGCCGCCCAUUACGACACAUUAGGACACUACAGAGCUUUCUUGGUAGCCCUUUUAGGUCCCAAUAAUUAGGUCUAUCCUACUACUAGCCGGGAUACAUAUAAUGGGUAGGGACUCAAGCU